UUGCCACCCUUGGUGCCUGCAUGUGCGCGCCCCCGCUGCCUCUCUUUCAGUUCGGGCGCGUCGACGGGUUUGCGUGCGCGUCCCCGAGAAAUAAAGAAAAAGAGGAAAAGGAAGAGGAGGAAGGAUGAUAGAGAGAGAUAGAUAGAGAGAGAGAAAGAGAGGGGUAAACCCGCCGCCGUCUUCUUCUUCUUCUUCUACUGCUGCAGUGUCUGAUUCUCCCUCCACCACCUUCAUCAUCAUCACCAUCAUCAUCCUAUCCUCCCUCCCGUCUGUCUGCCCCCCCCCAUCCUCCUCCAACCUCCCCCCUCUCCUCCUCCUCCUCCUCCCCCUCCAUCGCGCUCUCCGCCACUGAAGGCAUGGCCAGAUAUCACAGCGACAAAAGAGAGAAAGAGGGGUAGAGAGUCCUUGACACUGACUGAGAGAGAGCACGAGAGAGAGAGAGAGAGAAGGCGGCUGCAGACUUUCCGACCAGAGAGGAAGAGGAGAGGAGGAAGAAGAGACAGAGAUAGAGGAGUCUCCAUCUUCGCCAUUUCAAUCAUGACUUUGGAAGACGGCCUCUGAAACGGUGUUUGGUGCAAAGACUCUUCAGCAAAAGGACCAGCAACAGAUUGAGGUGGUGCCACACUGAGCUCGACCAGAUGGAGGGGAAUGCGGUUGAAAAACGCCAUCGAACACGAUCCAAAGGAGUCCGAGCUGCUGUGGAAGCUGUUACACAGGAGUUAUUCAGCUGUCCCACCCCCGGCUGUGAUGGCAGCGGUCACGUCAGCGGGAAGUACGCCAGGCACCGCAGUGUCUACGGCUGCCCGCUGGCCAAGAAGAGGAAGGCUCUGGAAAAACAGCCGCUGGAGCCGGCUGCCAAGAGGAGGCCCUUCCUCACCUCCUGCCCGGGCGAGGAGGAGGAGGAGGAAGACACCGCCGUCUACACCAGCUACGAGAACGAAGCCGUGGAGGUGGGGGUAGUGGGGAAGGAGCAAGGGGAGGUAGUGGAGGAGGACGAGGAGGAAGAGGAAGGGGAGAGAGAUGCCGACGAGGAAGAAGACGGGGAGGUGGAGGACGAGUUCUCGGAGGACAACGAGGAGCAGGGAGAGGAGGAGGAAGAAGAAGAGGAGGAGGAGGACGUGGAGGUGGAGAGAGCGGAUGCGCCAAUAAGAGGGGAGCGGACGGAAGAGGAGGACGAGGAGGAGGGGAUGGAUGAGGAGGAGGAAGAAGUGGAGGACGGUGAUGACGAGGAGGAGCAGGAGGAAGACGAGGAUGAGGAGGAAGAGGAGGAGCAGAAUCGUCAGCAGGUAGAGAACCACUACAAACCCGGUGGACAAUCAAAGCUCCUUCCGGUUCAGAAGGACGACAACAACAACAGCUGCACCAUCGGCGUCGGGAACGCCACCGGAGAAGAGUACGAGAACUACGACGAGCUGGUGGCCAAGUCGCUGCUCAACCUGGGCAAGAUCGCAGAAGACGCCGCCUACCAGGCCAUGACCGAGUCCGAGAUGAACAGCAACUCCUCCAACAGCGCCGGAGAGGACGAUGACGACGACGAGGAUGACGGGAGCGAGCAGGGCGACAGGAAGGGCGAGCUGAGCGUGGACCUGGACAGCGACGUGGUCAGGGAGACGGUGGACUCCCUGAAGCUGCUCGCGCAGGGUCACGGCGCCAUGCUGCCCGAGGACGGCUACCCGGAAGGCACCAUGGUGGACGACGGCGGCCACAUUAACGGGCGGCCCGGCGGCGGGGUCAGGGUGCAGGCGGACGAGAGCGAGGAGGAGGUGUGCCUCAGCAGUCUGGAGUGUCUGAGGAACCAGUGCUUCGAUCUGGCUCGGAAACUGAGCGAGACGCAGCCGUCUGACCGCCCCGCCCUCCACGCCCUCCACCAGCAGCUGCAGAACCCGCUGGACCAGCAGGUGCUGCAUCACCAGACCAGAUCACAUCAGACCUUUGCUCGCUGCUUGACGACCUCGACUUCCUGCGCCGUCUCAGAUUUUCCUCCUGAUCCUCCCCUCAGGUACGAGAGCUGCCAGCAGGGUCCGCUGGAGGAGCCGCGGUCUCUGGAGCGCAGCUACUCCGACAUGGUGAACCUGAUGAAGCUGGAGGAGCAGCUGAGCCCGGCGUCCAGAGGUUACCCGACCAGCUGCAGCCAGGAGGGCGACGAGGACACCACGUCGGUGGCCUCCGACCGCUCGGACGAGACCUACGACAUGGCCAAGGGAAACCUGUCGCUGCUGGAGAAGGCCAUCGCCCUGGAGUCGGAGAGAGCGAAGGUCAUGAGGGACCGCAUGGCCUCGGAGCACGCCAUGCCCCGGCGGGAUCACCAUCACCUCCGCGGCCAGGGCGAGCACAGCCCGAGGCUGAGCAGCGGCGCCGAGGAGCGCAAGUCCAGGAUGCACCAUGACGGGUUGAAGAGGGCGUACUACCCUAAAGACUCUUCCAGGGGGGAGAAGAAGGAGAGCAAGUGUCCGACGCCGGGCUGCGAUGGGACAGGUCACGUGACGGGUCUGUACCCGCACCACCGCAGCCUGUCCGGGUGUCCCCACAAGGACCGAGUCCCGCCUGAGAUCCUUGCCAUGUAUGAAAAUGUUUUAAAGUGCCCUACUCCCGGCUGCUCUGGACGGGGUCAUGUCAAUAGCAACAGGAACUCGCACCGCAGUCUGUCCGGCUGUCCCAUCGCUGCCGCAGAGAAGAUGGCGAAGGUUCAUGAGAAGAGCCACUCGACUGACACCGGCAGCAAGACCAAUCAGACAUCAGACCGUGUCCUCAGGCCGAUGUGUUUCGUCAAGCAGCUGGAGAUUCCUCAGUACGGCUACAAGAACAACGUCCCGACCAGCACGCCGCGCUCCAACCUGGCCAAGGAGCUGGAGAAAUACUCCAAGACCAGCUACGACUACGGCGGCUACGACGGGCAGCAUGGCGGCUACGGGAAGAGAGGCCCGACAACCAAGUCCCACCACGGGCGAGACACCUCCCCGAAGGGAUACGACGCGAAGCGCUACUGUAAGACGUCGAGCCCGGCCAGCAGUACGACCAGCAGCUACGCUCCCAGCAGCAGCAGCAGCCUGAGCUGUGGAGGAGGAGGAGGAGGAGGAGGUGGCGGAGGGGGCGGAGGAGGAAGCAGCGCCAGCAGCACCUGCAGCAAGAGCAGCUUCGACUACACCCACGACAUGGAGGCGGCCCACAUGGCGGCCACGGCCAUCCUCAACCUGUCGACCAGGUGCCGGGAGCUGCCGCACGCUCUGGCGGGAAAACCCCAGGACCUGCUGACACAGAGUCCGGUUGGUGACCUGGACGACAGCGGUGCAGUGGAUGUGGCGGGUCAGCCCGGCGGUCCGGAGGGCAGCGGGACGGUGUUGACCCCCCUGCAGCCGAUGUCGCCCCAGCGGCAGGCUCUGCUCAGCAGCCGCUGCUACCAGCUGAGCGAGGCCGACUGCUGGGACCUGCCCGUGGACUACACCAAGAUCAAACGCCUGGGAGACGAGCAGGACCACAAAGAGUCGGCUUAUUUCUCGUCCCUACACCAGAGCGAUGAGCUGGAUCCCUUCCAGGAGCUGCUGGACGAGCAGCGCUACCCGACCGAGGUGACCAUGCCCAGCCCCAAACACCACAAGUACCCGCCCUGCAAGGAGAGCAAGAAGGAGCUCAUCACGUUGUCGAGCUGUCAGCUGGCCGACAAGAACAUCCGCGGGAUGAUGACGACCAACUCUCAAGAACUCAAGUGUCCGACCCCAGGUUGUGACGGAUCUGGACACAUUACUGGAAACUACGCCUCCCACAGGAGUCUGUCGGGUUGUCCACGCGCCAAGAAGAGCGGCAUCAAAAUCGUCCACAGCAAAGAGGACAAGGACGACCAGGAGCCCAUCAAGUGUCCGGUCCCGGGCUGUGAUGGUCAGGGUCACGUGACGGGGAAGUACGCCUCCCACCGCAGCGCGUCAGGCUGCCCCCUGGCGGCUAAGAGGCAGAAGGACAGCUACGUCAACGGCUCGCAGUUUGUCUGGAAAUCUGGAAAGACGGACGGCAUGACCUGCCCGACCCCGGGCUGCGACGGCUCAGGACACGUCAGCGGGAGCUUCCUGACACAUCGGAGUCUCUCCGGUUGUCCCCGAGCCACCUCGGCCAUGAAGAAGGCCAGGAUGAGCGGCGUGGAGAUGCUGACAAUCAAGCAAAGAGCGAGCAAAGGCAUCGAAAACGAUGAAGAAAUCAAACAGCUGGAUGAAGAAAUCAAAGAUUUGAACGAGUCCAACAAUCAAGUGGAGUCAGACAUGAUAAAACUGAGGACACAGGUUUCAGGUGUAUUUAGCCCCGCCCCCAGUCCCCACCAGCUGACAGGAUUGGUUCCUGAGAUCACCACCAUGGAGACCAACCUGAAGUCCAUCGAGGAGGAGAACAAGGUGAUCGAGCAGCAGAACGACUCGCUGCUGCACGAGCUGGCCAACCUCAGCCAGUCGCUCAUCAACAGCCUCGCAAACAUCCAGCUGCCGCACAUGAGACCGCUGCCACAGAAAGAGGCCCCAGUAAAGCAUAACUGCUGUUUACAGAUGCCUCCCAGAGAGCCAAUGAAUGAACAGAACUUUGACACUUACGUGAGUACACUGACAGACAUGUACACCCACCAGGACCAGUACCAGAGCCCGGAGAACAAGGCGUUGCUGGAGAACAUCAAACAGGCCGUUCAGGGCAUCCAGGUGUAGCCCCGACUGAGGCCAAAAUAACAAAUGCAAAGCAAAAACAACGGAGAAAAAAAAAGUCAAAAAGAGGGGGAUGGGUUGUUUUUUGCUGCUGUAAUCUACCACAGUUGUUUUAUUUCUUCUGCUGUUAUGCUCUCAACUCCAUGGGUAUCUCUUUUUUUAUUAUUUUGAUUGUUGUUGCCUUGCUUUGAGAAACAAUUACGUUUUAAACGAACAUUCACGUUUUGUACAUUUUCAUAUGACCUAAUAUAAUGUGAUGUACUGUUUAUAGCUGCUAAUGUAUGCACAUUCUAGUGUAUAUGUAUGUAUUUAUUUAUUGUAAGCUUGAAUCAUUUCUUAUUUUGAUGCGAUUUACAUUACAUCGAAAAACUUGGGCGUCACGGGUUUAACAGGGAGCAGCGCGGCGAGGCGGGAGAACGUGAAGAGCAAUCAUUUCCGAGAGGCUUUUCUCACGAGCUGUGAAGCUGGAGGUCGUUUAAAUCCAUUGAUUUUUGUAACGUUUGAAAGUGGACACUAAUGUUACUGUAAAUCUUUAGCUGAGAUUACGAGGAGAACCAAUGCUGUACGCAAAAAAAAAGAAGAUUUCAAACAUCAUGACACGGAAACUUACUGGUGCAAAAUCCCAUCAUCCCCUUCGGAGUUGUUUCGUUUCAAACUGUCCUCUUCUGUCGCUUUUCUUUGUUCAUGCGAAGAAGGAAGCGGGAAAAAAACGAUGGCUACGGAAAAAUGUAGGAGACAAUCUGCCAUUCUGAAUUUAUUUUAGUCAUCAACCUUGACUAGCUUAAUAGGACAACGUGUCAGCAAUAUUGGUAUGAUAAUACUAAAUCGUUUGUUUAGAUAUGGGAUGCAAUCUAUAUGAAAAAAUGUUUGGGUAUAUGCAAUUUCUUAUAAAUAAAACUAGCAAAGAGCUGAUAGAUCUUUUUACUAACUAUAAAUGUAUUGCGUUUUGUAUAAACCUUUUACUACAAUCAUGUUGUAGGAAUCUGACGCGGGUGAAAGGACUUUGGUUCUGUCAUGUUCGACUUUGCACAGGGACACCUUUGUUUCCAUGUUUUGAUGUUUUUAUUGUCGGCAGGCGAGAGGAUUUGUAGAUAUGAUUUUUCUUUCUAAAGGCUGAUGGCUCCGCUGGACUUACAGGGUCAAACGUCCACAUCCGUCAUUGUAUAUUGUACUCAUCCUGUAGAGAACGUCUCUCCAAUCAUGCAUCUUAUUGUCUGAGCCACAAUGGGACAUGAUGCCGGACGACAUGAUGACCAAGCAGUGCUUUUUUUCUUUUCUUUUUUUCCUUUUUAAUUAUCUUUGAUUUUUUAUUGAAAAGAUGAAUGAAAACUAGAGCCAGCAGUCGUAACGCUUUGUCUGUGCACUGAUUUACCGACUGAGUAUUUGAUCAGAAUCGGCCUUACGAUGACUUUCAGUCUGAAAUCACAGUACUGAUGGAUAUGUUUUCUGAACACCGUCGAUCAUGCAUGCACUUUAUUGGAGUAUGUCAAAGUAUUAUCACGUGGUAAAUGAAGCAAAAACUGUACAGCGAGUUUGUGGAAACUGUGACUUCGACAAGACUUUGUGCUGGUGAUUCCUGUUCGACAGCAACCUGGAGCAAAUUUCACUGAGCUGAUUUGUUGCUUAAAGGAAAACUCCCCCUCUGGCUCCAGGACUUUGUAAACCUCCAACUCACCAGUGUAUUUUCUUCUAACAUCAAAGCUCUUUUAAAAGAUAUACCAAAAACUAUGGAGGAGCAGGGACGUCACAGGAAAAGUAAUAAAGCAUUUCCUUAAUUUCAUAUUUUGAUAGGCAUUAAAAAUAAGAAUUGUAAAAAAAAUUAUAAAUGAAUGAUUAAUCCAUCAUAAAUACUGAAGAUUUAAGAAUUGAUUUACAAAAACAGCAUAAAAUAUUCAAAUAAACCAUUUAUAAAUACAUUUGUUAAUUCACAAAUAAAUAAUACAAUUUGAAAAAGUAUUUGAAAAGGCAUUUUAAAAAUGGGAAUACAUAAAUGGUUUUCCUUUCCCUAUUAGCUAAUUGAUUAGCUUAGUCAUUUAGCUUCAGCAGCUGAUAAAAACUGACCAUUAGCUCUCCAACCAAUCAGACAGCUUGUUACAUCCCAUGGCCAAUUGUUUAUCUUAAGUAUUUAUUGGUGGAUUCAUUUCCAUCAGUUCAUUUGUAAAUUAUUUUUCACAAUUCCUAUUUUUGAUUAAGGGAAUGCUUUAUUACUUUUCCUGUGACAUCCCUGCUCCUCCAUUAAAAACAAAACGCUGAACCUCAUGCUUGCAACAUUUAGCAGAAAUUAAAACUUUCAGAGUUUCUUCUAAAGUAUCAGAAACACUAACUUUCUGUCCAUUUACAAUAUAAAAAUGGAGAAUUUAUCUAUUUCCCUUUUUGUUCCAGAAGUGAGAGACGACUUUAUAUAAACCGUCAAUAGAGUGGUGAAGUAAAUGGGAAGAAGAAUUUCAGGGCUUCCAGAGUUUUGUUCAAGUCAAAUUUUCCUUUCAUUUUCUGCAUAGACAGUGUUUGGUGACUGACAGCUGGAGCGCUUCACGUCUUUGAUGGAGAUGAAACCCUCCUGAUUGAAUUAUCAGUACAAAAGAUUAACACUGCUGUUAGAAAAUACCUGGUCCUUCAAUAGAAAGUCAAAGGUACAAGACUGUGGACAUAAUAAGAACUUAAGUACAGCUCCCAAGCUUCAAUUCAGGAGGAUGCACCCAAUUACUGACCUUAAAAUUCUUGUACUUGCAGUUCUAUGAAGAGUGGAGGAAGAUUACGUUUUUUUUUGUUUUUUUUUUAAACUGCAGUUUUAAUGGAUCGGCUUUCAGAUUCUGGGUCUAUUUUGGAUCGAUUAGGCAACUAUGGCAGGGCAUCGUUGUAUUUAGAGUCAUUCAUCAUUCCAAACAGGUACCUCAACAGGUGACCCGCAGUAUGGAUCCUGAACUUUCCAAAUAUACCAAUUAUAUCAGCAAGAUUUUUGGUAAAUGUGUAUAAAAUGUCCAAGAUACCCAAACAGCCUGAUUUCACUCAAUCUAAGCAUCAUGUUGCGUCAGUGAAGUAUUGGAACAAGCAGAUCCAGUCAGUAGGGUGGAAAAGAUCAGACAUUAAUGGGGAUAAUCCAAGAACUCUCCAGUUAUAACCUGAACCACAUCAGAACCAGUUUAUUAGUGAUGCUGAGGAACUGACCUCUAAACCUUUCCACAGGAAGUGGAACCAGAACACCAAACAGCUAACAGGGGGAGUUUUUCUUUAAAGAUGUUUCUUCUUUGGACUUUUACUGCGGAGCCUCAUUCACAUUUCUGUCCAAAGCUUUGUGUCUGCAGCUUCCUGCCAGUAAACUACCGCAUUAGAUAAAGUGAGCGCUUGUAUUUUUCAUUUAGUCGAUUAUCCUUACUGAUAACAAAGGAAAUGGGAGUUAAAGCACAAUUCUGCCACUUAAAGACAGUCAAUAGACUAGAUAUUGUAAUAUCAGAUGUAAAAGCUAAACUGUAACUAUUUACAUAGAGAAUUUCAACACUAACAUGUAACAUGCUAGAAUGCAAAAGAAAUCCAUAUGAAUAUUUGUGAAAUCAUCAGUUUAUGAAAAUGUUACAGUUUCUUUUCGGCAGUGCAUUGAUAAGGGGUUUUUAUACGACAUUCAUUUUCUUUCUUUUUACCCCUUUUUCUCUGUUACUCGCAAACUUUCAGCAACAGUUUUCUUACCACAAGGCAUGGGUUUUGUUGAUAUUUUUGCUGUAUGUUUAAGGUCACGAGUUGCUACGUGAUAUUUUAAUUUGACUUGUGAAGUUCGUACGGUUUUUAUCAUGCUGGUGUUGGCAUCUCUUGCUCUGAAUAAAUCUUGUGUUGCAACACUGA
This is a messenger RNA of Seriola aureovittata, 8507 nucleotides long. It is a transcript of the gene myt1la, whose product is annotated as myelin transcription factor 1-like, a. The coding region runs from base 639 to 4676 and encodes 1345 amino acids. Gene Ontology annotation, cellular component: nucleus. The record is from RefSeq and is a predicted model, not a curated record. Gene Ontology annotation, biological process: regulation of transcription by RNA polymerase II. The transcript is spliced from 25 exons. NCBI's taxonomy places the organism in Eukaryota, Metazoa, Chordata, Actinopteri, Carangiformes, Carangidae. Gene Ontology annotation, molecular function: DNA-binding transcription factor activity, RNA polymerase II-specific; RNA polymerase II cis-regulatory region sequence-specific DNA binding; zinc ion binding.